AUGCCGUGCAGUGAAGAUGAUGACUCCCAAACCGGGUUCUCUGAACCCACCCAAGGAAUGUCCAAAGCUGAAUUGCGAAAGACUAACAAACCGAUUAUGGAGAAAAAGCGGCGCGCGCGCAUCAACAACUGCCUCAACGAGUUGAAAGAUUUGCUCAUAGAUGGAUCCGAUAAAGAUCCAUCGCGCCACUCGAAGCUGGAGAAGGCGGACAUUCUGGAGCUUACUGUGAAGCACCUGCAGAAGUUGCAGCGCCAGCAGCUUGCGGCAGCCAUCGCGGCAGACCCGGCCGUGCUGCACCGGUUUAAGUCGGGCUUCAGCGACUGUGCCGUGGAAGUGAGGAGAUACCUCUCACGUCUAGCCAGCGUACCCACAGGCCUCAGGCAUCGACUCGGCAACCAUUUAACCUCCUGCAUCGGAGGCAUGGAGACUCUUCAGCCUCGGGACUACGCACCUCUCGUUCCAGACCCUCUAAGAUUGGAUGACGAAAGACCCAGUGCGUUUCACUUCGUCAGGUCCACCAGACCUACCAGCCCUCCCCUCAGCCCCCUAUCCUGUGACUCCGCCUGCGAUUCCUCCACUGAACUCGAAACACCACCGCGUCCUGUUCAAACAUUCCCGUUCCCCACACCACCCAGCCGCUCUGCCUCCGACCAGGACUCCAGCCCAGAAACACAGAAAUCAACAGUAUCCUCAACGACAAUAUCUCCAGAAAGCAGACAAGAUGCGCUACGUAACAAGAAAUAUAUGGAGCCAUUGUCAAUUGUGAUAGAUGUAGAGAACUAUAAGAUAGGCAUCGAUGCAUCUCCAAAGCGAGCUGUGGACUACUCCAUCAGGCACAAAUUGAAACGGCCUGUAGUAGACCUAACAGGACCUGCUCCAAAAAUACUGAAAAUAGAUGAUAAAGUCGUUCCGGAUAUUUAUAGAACUCCUGAAAAAUCCGCUUUUACGAGGGUCCCUGAGAGAGUGACAUUUCCUCACAAAAAGCUGACGCUACCGGAGAGUAUUCCGUGCGCCGUUGAGAGGCCGGUAGAGAUCCGGCCAGUACCUCCUCGAACUGUGAUAAGCCACACUGCGGCGUCACUCGCGCAGUCCUCGCACGUAGGACCAGUCCAACUUAGUGUUCCUAAAGAAGUCAAAUUGGAGGCAGAUACUAAUUCUAGGUCGCCGAAACAAGGCGCUUCUACUAGUACAGAAAUGUGGAGACCUUGGUGA
Molecule: messenger RNA, 1212 nt
Organism: Spodoptera littoralis (African cotton leafworm)
Lineage: Eukaryota; Metazoa; Arthropoda; Insecta; Lepidoptera; Noctuidae
Source: the annotation of a GenBank genome assembly